This is a messenger RNA of Triticum aestivum (bread wheat), 1697 nucleotides long. RefSeq names its product F-box/FBD/LRR-repeat protein At1g13570-like. NCBI's taxonomy places the organism in Eukaryota, Viridiplantae, Streptophyta, Magnoliopsida, Poales, Poaceae. Bases 17 to 1606 code for a protein of 529 amino acids. The record is from RefSeq and is a predicted model, not a curated record. Gene Ontology annotation, molecular function: protein binding. The transcript has 5 exons.
CACGCUAUAGAUCGCCAUGGCCAACACCCCUUGUGGUCGGCACCUCCCACCAGGGCCUUCUCCGUCUCCGCCGACGGCCAUCUCUGAAGACGACUGCACGACACUCUCUACUCCUCCUGCAAAUAGUGGAACAGAGGCUUCGACGGCUGGUGCAUCCUGCCAACAAGGCGAUCUCCCAGAGGAUAUUAUACAUUGUAUACACUCCCUCUUGACAGUAAAAGACGCUGCUCGUGCUGCCUGCGUGUGUCGUGGAUUUCUACGUUCCUGGAGAUGCUAUUCCAACCUUGUACUCAACCAACAUACACUUGGAUUGGCUGAUAAGACAUUGAAAGAACAAGAAGCCUGUAUCAUAAAAAAAGUAGACCAGAUUCUUGAAAACCAUCACAACAAUGGGAUUAAGGUGGAGACACUUAAACUUACACUUAUACUUCCCACUUAUGGCAGCAUCAAAGCCUCCGUCGUCGACAGGUGGCUCCAGAUCACCGUCAAGACUGGGAUCAAAGAACUUGACUUGUCAAUACUUCUACAGAAGGAAGAAUACAUCUUCCCGUGUGCCCUCUUGUCUGAUGAGGCAGCUGCAACUUCAAUCCAAUCUCUCCACCUCUCCGGCUGCGCUUUUCAUCCCACCUCAUCAAUUGGCAUCUUGAGAAGAUUGACAUGUUUACAUUUGUCUGUUAUCCGCGUUACAGAAAAAGAAUUAGGGCUCUUGCUCUCAAAAUCUUCGGUCCUAGAGAAGUUGGACAUCUCCUUUUGUUGGGGGUUAACUUGCUUGCGAAUAGCUUGGACGUUGCACCAGCUCAAAUACCUUAGUUUGAUACAAUGCAUAGGGCUGCAGUCAGUACAGGUCGAUGCACCAAAUCUCUGCUCCUUUCACUCUGAUAGCAUUGGGAUCCUGACAGAAAUUUCGGUGAGAAAUUCUUCUACUCAACUUCAGAAUAUAGAUUUGUCAAUGAUUCUUCUCUCUGAUGCUCGUACCAAGCUUCCAUCCAUCAUACGGAAUGUUGAGAGUCUUACCCUGCACUCACCCUAUGGAGAGAAAGUCAAUACUCCAAUUCCAAUGUUGCCCUCCAAGUUCCCCCACCUCAAGAACCUGGAAAUCAUACUCCAUAGAGCAGCAAUGCCCAUCCCUCCAAGCCGUGACAUCUUCUCUUUGGUUUCUUUUCUUGCUGCUUCUCCUGUCCUGGAAUUUUUCAUUUUGCAGAUAGAGGAGGGUGCUAGCAGACCUGAUCACGUUUCUGGAGACGACAACGAGUAUUCUAGACGAAAGCUAGAGUACCGGCAUGACCGCCUCAGGCAGGUGCUGAUCACAGGAUUCUAUCCAUCCAAUAGCUUGGUCGAGCUCAUGAUCCACAUCCUCGAGAGCGCGGCUUCCCUCGAAUGCCUAACGGUAGACACAAUCUACUUCUCCAAUAGAAGGUUGGGCACCAUUGGCAGAUGCCCCGCCUCAACAAAGGAUGGUCAGUGUUGGGCAAUGAGCAAGAAAAAUGUCGUGGGAGCUCAUAGAGCCGUGGAGGUUGCGAGUAGGUGCAUCGCGUGGAGAGUUCCAAAGCAUGUGCAGUUCAAGGUAGUAGAGCCCUGUAGUCGCUGCCAUAGCAUCGACCAGUAGAUACUGGUUACCAAUGUGGCUGGUUUCAGAUUUUGGGAGAAUUACGUCUAUAUUAACAUGUUUCAUGUUGUUAGUACUAGUUUGGGUUGGC